AUGAAUCUACUUCAACCAGUACCUCAAAGCACGUUGAUCGCUCAAAAACGGUUUAAACCUAUCGAAACCUGUGAUAACUGCAAAGAGCGUAAAGUAAAGUGUGACAAAGGACGGCCAGUAUGUGGUACUUGCAAAAAAACUAAUCGAGAUUGCACAUAUGAUUACUCGGCAUCCUCUAAACGAGGGCGGCCUAAGAAUGAAUAUGAAUUACUCCAAGAACAAUUAGAAGACAUUCAGACUUCGACAUUUCAACAAGUCGAUCGAAUAGAGUCUAUAUUGGAAAUGGCCUUAUCAGGUGUGCCGCAAGGCAAUGCGUCCGAUACGAAUUUAUUGAUGACAAACGGGAACAUCUAUAAUAAUACAUAUAAUAACAGCAACAAUGACAAUGUCAACGAUAACAACAUGAGUGAAUGGCGAGGAUUAUAUCCAAACGUUGCAAGCGAGUCAGCUUCAUUACCCAGUCUAAAUUUAAAUCUAUCUGAAGAAACGCUGUACCUUUCCACCCAGCUCGCUGCCAGUUUGCCCAGACAACCACAUCAGGAGGACAACACUGUCGUUGACUCAGAUUUAUUCAUUGGACAUCCAUUUGCAAUGCUGGAGAAUAACGCAUUAGAUCAACUCACUGAUAAAAUGGAAAGCUUAAAUAUCUUUGAAUCAAACCAAUAUGUUGGAGAGGGAUCCUUGCUUUUAUUGAAUGACGGUGGAGAUGAGCUAAUUUUACCGCGUUGCCCCGCCAACUUGUCACAAGUAGAACAGGAUUUGAAGUGUUUACCUGGAGCAGAGAUAGUGGAUCUACUUAUUGACCUGUAUUAUCAGAAAAUUUAUCGUCACUAUCCUCACAUGAAGAAGUCUGUCUUGGAUUCCUUGGGUGAUCUAUCAACGCCACAACAUUUUCUUCUCCUCAAUAGUAUCAUGUUUGCUGCAUCGCCUUUUCAUCCAAGCGAAGAGCACCAAAAAAAUGGCAUAAUUUAUCACCAGCGGGCUGUUGCCCUACUUCAGCGUCACUGCAUGAGCACUCCACAUGUGUUAACUGUUAUUAGCCUUUUUAUACUUGGUUUAAAUACGCGUAAGAUGGGCUCGGCUUGGAUUUUCCUUGGCAUGGCUUCUAAAAUGGCUUUUGAAUUAGGUCUUCACCGUAAAAUCAAGAGUCCACAAAUGACCCCUGAAGUCAAAGAGAUGAGAGACAUGGCAUUCUGGGGAUGCUUCGUUUCCGAGGCCUGGGCAUCUGCAUGUUACGGACGUCCUAGUGCCAUAGAUGAAGCGAUGUGUGAUGUUGAUCUUUUGCCCAUACCUCAGACUCCUGAGCCGGAUCUUGAAACUCGCCUGCACAUUGCAUGGAUUUUACAUAUUGAUUUAUUAAGAAUAUUCGCUCAAGUACGUAAAUACUUGUACGGAAGGGCUAAAAUUGCUGGAACUAGAAGAGAGGAAAGCCAAUUUAAGUUCCUAGAUGCCGUUCUAGGAAAAUGGUCUUCCACAUUGCCGCAAUGGCUAAGAUUCGAAGAAAUGACGAAGGAUGUAAAAAACAGUUUACUUGGUUCAAUAGGAGGGGAGAUGCAUACAUUGUUCUGGACAGUGAUCAUAUUGCUACACAGUCGUAAUCUUGCUAUGUUUACCACACAUCCUAAUAAUCCGCUAUUACGGAACAUGAAUGACCCAUCUAUAUUAUUAUCGCAAACAAUGUGUGUUCAUGCUGCUACUAUCCUUCUUCAUUUGCUUGACGUUUUGAUGAACACCGUUCCUGAUUUCUACGAGCAAUCGUGUGCGGCGCUGUUCUCAUUUGCGCCAGCUAUCCGUGUAUUAUCCUGGACUGCACAGAGAGGCGAUGAGAAAUCAAUGCAAAUGGUAGAACGGUUGAAAGAAAUUAAGGAUCAAGUCAAAGAGAUUGCUAGGAAUUUUGCUGUACGAGCAGGUCUCGAGAGUCGAUUAGAAGGAGAAGAGAAGUUACACAAGUGGUGGUCGGGUAAGGAAGAAGAGGCGAAGAAUGCACAUAUACAAGACGGCGACUUUACGAUUGUUGAUCCAGUUCAAUACAGGAAACAGUAUUCUUAUAUUUCUAAGAAAGGCAAAAACGCCGUUAGCAAUAAGCAAAUAAACAAUGAACAGCCGACGUCGUAUAAUUAUGAGGGCGAAUUUACCUUCACGUUCAAACAUCAACAAUCAAAUGAUAGCAACCGUUUUGUACCUCAUUUAUCCGAUGCCAUCGUUCAACAGCAGUUGCAACAGUCACAACAGGCACCUCAUGUAUUUACUCACCAAGAACAGCAAUUGGAACAGUCACAACCUUCAGUGUCUUUGCAACAAGUACCACAACUGUCUCUAUUUACGUUGGAUAACAUCUGCUUCGGUGCAAAUGAUUUGGCAGGUAAUCAUGAUCUCUCUCAGCAACAUAACGACGCGGAUAUAAUUCCUUCAUUUGAUCCGUUCAAUGGAGGUAAUUUCCACAUUGAUGAAAAUGGUGCACAAGAGCUGUGGCAAUGA
Messenger RNA from Paraglomus occultum, 2478 nucleotides. NCBI's taxonomy places the organism in Eukaryota, Fungi, Glomeromycota, Glomeromycetes, Paraglomerales, Paraglomeraceae. The record is from the annotation of a GenBank genome assembly.